AUGGACCCGAUAUCCAGCAGUCAAAGGAUGACAAUAAUUCCAACAAAAUCGAAAAUAUUUUCGCUGAUGGAAGUUUCGUUUCACACUGACAUGUCUUCGUGUUGGAUUGUAAUUCACGAUAAAGUGUAUGAUGUGACCAAUUUUUUGGACGAGCAUCCAGGCGGAAGGGAGAUCAUUCUAGAACACGCAGGUAUGGAUGCUACAACUGUAUUCCAAGACAUAGGCCACUCGUUUGAAGCUCUAAAGAUUCUCUCUAAAUAUCAAAUUGGAGAACUAAGAGAGAAAGACAAAAUCUACAAUUCCAAGCCCAGACUAUGACGAUCAAAGAUGUCCUCCUUGGUAUGGAUACAAAUCUAGUGUGCGGAUAUUUGGUUUCCCUUUAACCAGUGGCUGA
Molecule: messenger RNA, 394 nt
Organism: Pocillopora verrucosa
Lineage: Eukaryota; Metazoa; Cnidaria; Anthozoa; Scleractinia; Pocilloporidae
Source: RefSeq, a predicted model, not a curated record